Molecule: messenger RNA, 699 nt
Organism: Macadamia integrifolia
Lineage: Eukaryota; Viridiplantae; Streptophyta; Magnoliopsida; Proteales; Proteaceae
Exons: 3
Coding region: 1-699 (232 amino acids)
Molecular function (GO): nucleic acid binding
Source: RefSeq, a predicted model, not a curated record
AUGCGUCCGGAUUGGGCUUUGAUGGUAAAAGAGGAGAUUGCCAAGCAACUCAGUGUAGGGUUCAUUGAGGUGACGAGGUAUACUGAAUGGUUGGCAAAUGUCGUAGUCGUACCAAAGAAGGAUGGUCGGAUCAGGAUACAGGGUAGUAUCAUUGCUGAACACCUAUCCGCACAUCUAGUUGUUGAUACAAGGCCUUUGAAUGACAUAUUUCCAGAUGAAGAUGUAGUUUUUGUUGAGGUUGAAAAUGAGGUUGGCAUUUGGCAAAUGUUCUUUGAUGGAGCCGCCAAUCACAAAGGUUACGGAGCCGGAGUUCUACUUUUAACUCCUGAAGGGUUGAACAUGCCCAUGGCAUAUAGGUUGGACUUUGAGUGCACCAACAACAUGGCCGAGUAUGAAGCUCGCCUCAUAGGAUUAAAAGCAGCCAUCUCUAUUGGGGUCAAAAGAUUGGAAAGGGAUAAUAACAGGUUUGCCGAUGCUUUGGCUACUCUCGCAUCGAUGGUUGAUUUUGGUCAGGGUGAGCAAAUACAACCAUUCAUUAUAGAUCGGAGAGAUCAUCUUUCACAUCAAGGCUUUGUCAAUGCCCUGACAGUAGAUGGUAGGCCUUGGUUUGUCGAUAUUGUGGAUUUUAUCAGAGAGGGGAAGUACCCUGCAGAUGCUACCCAAGGAGAUAAAAGGUUCCUGAGGCGUUAUGCCACCUAA